Messenger RNA from Nanorana parkeri, 851 nucleotides. RefSeq names its product CUB and sushi domain-containing protein 3-like. The transcript has 5 exons. The record is from RefSeq and is a predicted model, not a curated record. NCBI's taxonomy places the organism in Eukaryota, Metazoa, Chordata, Amphibia, Anura, Dicroglossidae. The annotation marks the transcript as partial.
GAUUUAUAUAUACUUGUGGUGGAACGUUAAAAGGAUUGAAUGGAACUAUAGAAAGCCCAGGCUUCCCAUAUGGCUAUCCAAAUGGUGCAAAUUGCACAUGGGUAAUAGUAGGAGAAGAACAAAAUAGGAUCCAGAUUGCCUUUCAAUCAUUUGCUCUUGAAGAAGAAUAUGAUUAUUUAUCAUUAUAUGAUGGACAUCCUCACCCUACAAAUUUUAGAACAAGGUUAACAGGAUUUCAUCUUCCUCCCCCUGUCACAAGCACAGGGCCUGUAUUUUCAUUACGACUGACCAGUGACUUUGCAGUAAGCGCACAUGGCUUUAAAAUAUAUUAUGAAGAAUUACGGAGCAGUUCCUGUGGGAAUCCUGGAGUAGCACCAAAGGGUUUAUUGUCUGGAGCAAAGUUUGACAUUGGAGACAAAAUCCGAUAUAGUUGUGUAACGGGAUACAUUUUGGAUGGUCAUCCGCUGCUUACUUGUAUAGCAAAUUCAGCAAACACAGCAUCUUGGGACUUCCCUGUUCCUAUAUGCAGAGCUGAAGAUGCUUGUGGAGGCACUGUACAUGGAACCAGUGGAAUCAUCUCAAGCCCUGGAUUUCCUAAUGAAUACCACAACAAUGCUGACUGCACAUGGACAGUUGUCACAGAACCGGGAGACACCAUAUCACUGAUUUUUACAGAUUUUCAGACAGAGGACAAAUAUGAUUACUUGGAAAUUGAAGGAUCUGAGUCACAAAAAAUAUGGUGGGGAGCCUGUAGUGUGGAGUCGGAGUAUGUUAUAGAGUUCUCUGUAGAGUUCUCUCUGCUUAGUGCUGCAGAAAGAUCUCCAUUAUUAGGGGAAAGCCUGGUUAUGUGA